Bombus huntii is the source of this 2601-nucleotide messenger RNA. It is a transcript of the gene Sf3b2, whose product is annotated as splicing factor 3B subunit 2. The coding region runs from base 322 to 2520 and encodes 732 amino acids. Gene Ontology annotation, cellular component: nucleus; U2 snRNP; U2-type spliceosomal complex. Gene Ontology annotation, biological process: mRNA splicing, via spliceosome. The record is from RefSeq and is a predicted model, not a curated record. The transcript has 4 exons. NCBI's taxonomy places the organism in Eukaryota, Metazoa, Arthropoda, Insecta, Hymenoptera, Apidae.
CCAGGAUCUUCGGCACUUCGAGCGCACGGAAGAAGAAUGAGCGAACCUGCUGAUUGGCUAUUUUCUUGCGUUCGAUAAAAACCAAUCAGCAUGUAUAUUCCGUUUUGGGCCUUAUUGGACGCCCAGUUGAAAUUAGUAAGGAGUAGUCAAAGACAGUUCGAAAUCUUCUCAUCAUUUGGAGAACAACACCCCUUAGUAUCGUUGGCAGUUCUUCAUUCGUUCAUUCACUACUCUUACUUGUAAAUAAGUUACCCAAGAUUAAUUCGGCGGGUAACAAGUGCAGUGCUGUGUCAUCGUUAUCGGACACACGUACGCACAGACAUGGAGAAUAUAGCAGGAAAUGAGACUCAACAAAUAGCUCAUCAAAUGUCAUCUUUAAUGAAUAUGCCUCCAAAUAAUCAUGGAGUACCAGGAAUAGAUCCUCCAAAAACAUUACCUAGUUUAUUAAGUCUGAAAGUAAGUCCGCCAAGUGAAUUACAAAAUCAGGCUUCAUCGGAUGAUAAUGGUCGAGAUGCAGAUAGUGAUUCCAUGAAAUUACCAGCAGCUUUAGAACAAGCUCUAGCUUUUAAAACUGAAAGAGCUAAAGAAGUGGGAGCAGAUCCAAAUGAUAUAGUUUCAUUAGGAAAGUCACCAAAUCAUGAAACUAUAGGAGAAGAUGUAUCUCAGUUAGAUGAUGUCAUACUUGAACCUGAAACAACAACAGAGAAAAUAGAUGUGAAGACCAAUAAGACCAAAAAGAAGAAAAAGAAAAAGAGGAAGAAACACAAUGGAAAGGAGGUGGAAAAUAAAAAGGACAAUGCAGAAAAUGCAAAACCAAAAGAAGAUUUGCCAGAAAUUGAAUACAUUCAAGAAAUUCCAACAGUUAAUGACUUAGAACCAAUGUAUCGUCAAUUUGCCAGAAUAUUUGAGGCAUUCAAACUAACUGAACCUGAACCAAAAUCUACAGAGGCAGAAAAGGGAGAACCAAUAGGACAGUACCCACCAGUGACAACAUUACAAACAACAGGUACUGUACCAAGUAAAGUACCACCAUUGGAUGAUUUUGAUGAUGAUGCAAAUCAACAGCAACAACAGCAAGGAACUGGAGAGAAUGGAGCUCCACGACUAUCCAAGAGGAAACUGAAGAGGCUGACGCGUUUGAGUGUUGCAGAAUUAAAACAACUUGUAGGACGACCAGAUGUUGUAGAAAUGCAUGAUGUUACUGCAAGGGACCCAAAACUUCUUGUACAACUAAAAGCCCACCGUAACACAGUGCCUGUACCCAGACACUGGUGUUUCAAAAGGAAAUAUUUACAAGGAAAACGUGGUAUAGAAAAGCCUCCUUUUGACUUACCAGAUUUCAUAAAACGCACAGGUAUUACAGAAAUGAGGGCAAGUCUUCAAGAACGAGAUGAUACACGUACGUUAAAAGCUAAAAUGCGAGAAAGAGCAAGACCUAAGCUUGGCAAAAUAGACAUUGACUAUCAGAAAUUACAUGAUGCAUUCUUUAAAUGGCAAACUAAACCUCGUAUGACUAUUCAUGGCGAUUUAUAUUAUGAGGGUAAAGAAUUCGAAACUCGAUUAAAGGAAAAGAAACCUGGAGAACUGUCUGAUGAAUUGCGUACUGCCCUUGGCAUGCCAGUAGGGCCUAAUUGUCAUAAAGUACCACCUCCAUGGUUAAUUGCUAUGCAGCGGUAUGGACCACCACCAAGUUAUCCCAACUUAAAGAUACCUGGUUUAAAUGCACCAAUUCCGGAAGGAUGUGCAUUUGGUUAUCAUGCUGGUGGUUGGGGAAAGCCUCCCGUAGAUGAAACAGGUAGACCUUUGUAUGGAGAUGUAUUUGGUAUAUCUCGUACACCAGGUGGAGAUAAUAUGGAUGAAGAAAUAGAUAGAGGUAUGUGGGGUGAACCUGAAUCAGAAUCUUCUGGAGAUGAAGAUGAAGAUGAAGAUGCAGAGGAAGGUGGAGAAGGUGAAGGAGAAGGAAAAGAUGGAGAUGGAGAUGCGAGUGGUUUAGUUACACCUGGUGCAGAAGGAUUAAUAACACCUAGUGGAAUAACAUCAAUUCCGGCGGGAUUGGAAACUCCAGAAACAAUAGAAUUAAGGAAAAAAAAAAUUGAAAGCGAAAUGGAAGGAGGUGAUACUCCUGCUUUGUACACAGUUUUGCAAGAAAGACGAACAGAAGGUCUUGGAGCAAGCAUGAUGGGUAGUACGCAUGUAUAUGAUAUGACUGGUGCAGCAGGAGGUCAAGCACCACCAUCUGUAAUUGCCGCACGACGUGGAGUAAGUGGGACAACAUCAGAUGGAAGAACGGAGAAAGAUGGAGCUGUUGAAUUAGCAUUAGACCCAAGUGAAUUAGACCUAGACUCUGAAGCAAUGGCAUCACGGUACGAAGAAACAAUGAGGUCGCGACAAGCUCAUUUAAGGAGAGAAGAUUUAUCAGACAUGCUUCAAGAUCAUGUACAACGGCAAAAAAGUAAACGCAAACGGCAACAAAGUCAAGAUUCGAAAGCCUCCAAGAAAUACAAAGAAUUCAAAUUUUAAGCAUAAUUAAUUAAAUGACAUAUUAUAUAAAAACAAAAAUUACUUAUUUAAAAAAUAUAGAAAUUAAAUAUAGCGUCAGUA